Messenger RNA from Lingula anatina, 789 nucleotides. RefSeq lists its product as uncharacterized. Gene Ontology annotation, cellular component: endoplasmic reticulum. The record is from RefSeq and is a predicted model, not a curated record. Gene Ontology annotation, molecular function: calcium ion binding. NCBI's taxonomy places the organism in Eukaryota, Metazoa, Brachiopoda, Lingulata, Lingulida, Lingulidae.
GAAAAAAUGACUUUGGGGGACAACUUCAAACAUUCCUUUCAACUGCUACUAACUAGGUGAUGAUGUAGUGACCAAGGGCGAGUUUACCUCCACGUGGGUCCAAACAUUUGGCGGCGAUCCCGGCACCCCCAACGCCAUGUAUGAUGUCCUGGACAGGAACAAGGACGGACAGUUCACGGCCGUAGACAUCAAGAUGCUGCAUGCGCAACUGGACAGUGACAAAAAUGGAGAGCUCAACGACAGAGAGUUCCUGUUGUCUCUUAAACAGACCCUGUACCAGCUCCCCUUCAUCACGAUGUUCAAGCGAGGCGAUCACGACAAAGACGGUUUCAUCACUCUCAUAGAAUUGGACAUCAUUUUCGGACAAUUUGACAUCAACAGCGACGGCACAAUCAGCGCCGAGGAGUUUUUGACUACGUGGACAUCCAGAGGAUACAGUGACAUGAAUACUGCCAAGCGCCUAUACGACGUUUUCGACCUCAACCAUGACGAUGUGCUUGGCAGGGAGAAUGACAUUGUCAAGAUCUUCAAAAACAUGGACUAUGACGGUGACAGUAAACUUAGUGAGACAGAAUUUGUAUCAGAGUGGAUGAACAUCAUGUCCCAGAUCUCUCGUGGUCCCCGAUAAGAAAAAAAUCGAUGUCACUGGUAGAUCACUGAGGACUUUGAAGAGCAAAGACAUCAGAGUUUGAUAGAAUCUGACUUUAUUGCACGAUGGCUUGACCUCCUUCGUUGUAUUUUUGUCACGGAUGUUUGGAAUGUUUUCAAUAACAAAUUUACCCAUUGAUU